AUGUCCGAAAUCUUCUCGCCUGCCCCAGAGCCCUCCACUGAGCUGGGUCGCUACCGCGUCCUCUCUUCGACUGCGGGCAUCCGCGUGUCGCCACUGCAACUGGGUGCUAUGUCCAUUGGGGAUGCAUGGUCUCACUUUAUGGGAUCAAUGGACAAAGAGUCCUCAUUCAAGCUGUUGGAUGCCUUUGUCGAAGCCGGAGGCAAUUUCAUCGACACGGCCAACAACUACCAGAAUGAGCAAUCAGAAGCUUGGCUAGGCGAAUGGAUGACAGCCCGGAAGAAUCGUGAUCAACUUGUCCUUGCGACCAAAUUCACUACGGACUACAAAUCGUAUGCACUUGGAAAGGGCAACGCACCGAACCACUGCGGUAACCACCGCCGCAGUCUACACAUGAGCGUGCGCGACUCCCUGCGCAAGCUCCAAACAGACUGGAUCGAUAUUCUAUACCUUCACUGGUGGGAUCAUACCACCUCCAUUGAGGAAAUCAUGGACAGCCUUCACAUUUUGGUGGAACAGGGUAAAGUGCUCUACCUAGGAAUCUCGGAUUCCCCUGCGUGGGUUGUGAGUGCCGCCAACACCUACGCUCGAACCCAUGGUAAGACCCCCUUCAGUAUCUACCAGGGCCGGUGGAAUGUGAUGCUUCGUGAUUUUGAACGCAAAUUCCAGACCAAGAAGGCACUAGAGGAGCGGAAGAAGAAGAAUGAAGGAUUGCGAAGCAUGAUUGGCGAAGGUGGGCAGACCGAGGAUGAAGCUAAAAUGAGUGAAGCACUGGCCAAGGUUGCAUCAGAGCAUGGCAUUGAAUCUGUAACGGCUGUUGCUUUGGCCUAUGUCAUGCACAAAGCAACUAAUGUCUUCCCACUGGUUGGUGGCAGGAAGGUGGAACACCUACAUGACAAUAUUCAGGCUUUGAAGAUCAAGUUGACGCCGGAGCAAAUUGAAUACCUCGAGAGUGUCAGGCCACUGGAUGUCGGAUUCCCCAACAACUUCAUUGGACCCGACCCGAAGGUGACAGGCCGAGCAUCUGGAUUGCUGGCAGCAAACGCCCCGCUAGCCUUUGUGCCGGCAUCCAAGCCUAUCACCCCGGCAUGA
Molecule: messenger RNA, 1089 nt
Organism: Aspergillus nomiae NRRL 13137
Lineage: Eukaryota; Fungi; Ascomycota; Eurotiomycetes; Eurotiales; Aspergillaceae
Product: putative aryl-alcohol dehydrogenase Aad14
Exons: 2
Coding region: 1-1089 (362 amino acids)
Source: RefSeq, a predicted model, not a curated record